Syzygium oleosum is the source of this 2002-nucleotide messenger RNA. Its product is annotated as ACT domain-containing protein ACR10. The record is from RefSeq and is a predicted model, not a curated record. Bases 350 to 1588 code for a protein of 412 amino acids. Lineage: Eukaryota; Viridiplantae; Streptophyta; Magnoliopsida; Myrtales; Myrtaceae. The transcript is spliced from 6 exons.
AGGAUACAGCACCAACAGGCAAGGCAACAAAACCCAGCAAGAACUCAGUGCCGACUCCCAUUCAACAACCCAAGAGAAGAGCAAGGCAGGCAUCCUUAGAUUCUGCUGUCUCUUGCCACUUCUUGUUCUUGUUCCUGUCUCUCUUCUUGCUGUUCUUGUUCUUGUUCUUCUCUGUGACAUCACAGGGCAUGAGAUAAGACCUUCUCAAGACCUCAGCAGUCUCUUUUGACUUGCAUCAAAGGGUAGGGGAAGACCAGAAAGGAAAGAAGAAAGAAGAGCCUACUUUCUACUCUGCAUAUUCCACUCCAAGGAGGAAGGGUGGAGAGGAGGAGGAGGGGGUAAGGAUAGCAUGGGGAUUCCGUGCGACGACGUGGUGAUCAUAAGGCAGUCCGAGCGAGAAGAGGAGCCCAGCAUGAUCACCAUUAACUGCCCCGACAAAACUGGGUUGGGCUGCGAUUUGUGUCGCAUCAUUCUUUUCUUCGGCCUGAGCAUCGUCCGAGGAGAUGUGUCGACGGAUGGAAAAUGGUGCUAUAUACUGUUUUGGGUCAUCGGCAAACCGAACACGAGGUGGAGUUUAUUGAAAAAGAGACUAGUUGGGGCAUGUCCCUCUUGUUCUUCAGCUUCCAGCAUUUGGUUUUACCAUUCUGAGCUGCAGCCAUCGAAGCCUCCUGACGUCUUUCUUUUGAAGUUAGGUUGUUGUGAUCGGAGAGGACUUCUGUAUGAUGUGACGUGGGUGCUUUGUGAGCUUGAGCUUAUAAUCAAGAGAGUUAAGGUGUCCACGAAACCUGAUGGAACAGUGAUGGACCUCUUUUUCAUCACUGACACCAGGGAACUUUUGCACACAAAGAAGAGGCAGGAUGACGUAAGCGAUCAUUUGAAAACAGUGAUAGGGGAGGCCAUGAUCAGUUGCGACAUAGAAAUGGUUGUUCCUGAAAUAACAGAGUGUUCGCAGGCCGCUUCGUUUCUUCCUUCUGCAAUCACGGAAGACUUUUUCCAGAAGGAAAUGCCUACUAAUCAGCCAAACGGGUUGUCGACCUCCAAGAGUGUUUCCGUCAAGAUGGACAACAUGCUAAGCCCUGCUCACACGCUUGUCCAAAUAAGUUGCCAAGAUCACAAAGGACUUCUCUAUGACAUAAUGAGAACCCUGAAGGACUACAAUAUUCAGAUUUCUUAUGGACGCUUCUUCAUAAAGCAAAGAAGGAACUGCGAAAUUGAUCUCUUCAUAAUGCAAGCGGAUGGGAAGAAGAUAGUUGCCCCAAGCAAGCAGCAAGCGUUGUCCUCCCGUCUGGAGAUGGAACUCCUUCAGCCUCUCAGAGUAGCCAUUGUAAGUCGUGAUCCUGACACGGAGUUGCUGGUUGCGAAUCCCGUGGAGUUUUCUGGAAAAGGCCGGCCCCUCGUCUUUCAUGACAUAACCCUCACUCUCAAGACGCUCAGCGUCGGCAUAUUUUCGGCUGAGAUUGGGAGACACAUGAUUGGAGAUCGGGAAUGGGAAGUCUACAGAGUUCGUCUCGAUGAAGGCGAAGGCUUGUCUAUUGCGAGGGAGAAAAUCGAGGAGGAAGUGUGGAAGAUGUUGAUGGGCUGGGACUGAAAACCGAUAUCUAAUUCCAUUGAUCGCACAUGCUUUGCCGAUGUGAAUUAGGCGAGAACUUAGCUACCAUCCACUUCACUCACAGCUUCCUGAAGACUAACUUUGCUUCUGCGGAUGGAGAUGUUUAUAGCAAAUGGGAUGGGACAUGAAAUCAAGCUCUCAGCUCUUAGCAUACACGCCGCAGAAGCACAGCGAGGCGCUAGUAGUCAUGUUGUAGAAAUGCUUAUGCUUCGCGAGUGACAGGCUGUUAUGGCUUAUUCUUGGAAUGCAGAUUUUUUUUGCAGUCCUAUUUCAGAGUUGUAAAUAGCAUCUAGUCGUGUAUAGAGUUCAGCUUGUUUAUCUUGUGAAUUCAUGUGUAACCUUAACCGAGGUUUGUUAUUGCAGAAAGAAUAAAGUCUACAAGGUUUAGCUUCA